Molecule: messenger RNA, 13077 nt
Organism: Triplophysa rosa
Lineage: Eukaryota; Metazoa; Chordata; Actinopteri; Cypriniformes; Nemacheilidae
Product: trichohyalin
Exons: 4
Coding region: 111-5918 (1935 amino acids)
Molecular function (GO): GTP binding
Source: RefSeq, a predicted model, not a curated record
CAUUAGUAGGAAGUGAGCAGAUACCUUUAGAAGUUACUGUAGGCAUUAUGGUGUUGUCAAAAAAUUAUACCCAAAAAGAAACAAAGCAAGACUGAAACCAAAAGGAAAAGAUGCAAACACAGAUAGGAAGUGCUUCCCUCUCCGAUGGGGUUGAAAGUCUUAGUCCCCGCCCUGCAUCUCUUCCAGAACUUCGACUGGUUUUACUAGGCCGAAAAGGUGCUGGAAAGAGCUCUGCUGGAAAUACCAUUCUGUGCCUGCCGGGCGCGUUCGAGACCGGAAAACCAACUGAGGAGUGCGUUAAGAGACGUGCCGAAGUAGCAGGAAAACGCCUUACAGUCGUGGACACGCCCGGUUGGGAAUGGUACUAUCCGGUGAACGGCACUCCAGGAUGGGUAAGACGAGAGACCAUGCGAAGCAUGUCUUUAUGUCCACCGGGACCUCACGCCGUCCUCCUAGUGGUCCGAUCCUGUACCUCAGUGACAGCGGAAUACCAUCGGCAAAUCGAGGAGCACCUGGAACUGUUGGGCAAGAAGGUGUGGGAUCACACAUUGGUGCUGUUCACACGAGGGGAUGAACUGGGCUCGAUUCCCAUCGAGGAGAGGAUUAAAAACGGCGGCAGGGACUUCCAAAGUCUUCUGAAAAGAUGUGGAAAUAGGUUCCACGUUCUGGAGAAUAAACGGCGUGGUGAGGAUGGGACUCAAGUGAAGGAACUGAUGAGGAAGAUGGACAAACUGGUGGAAGAGCGAGGAGGGAGAUAUUAUGAGAUUGACCUUCUACAUCUGGAACUGGAGGCUGAUGGCAAAAGAAGAGCAAGGGAGAGAAGGAAGAAACAGAGACUGAUGGAGGCGCAAACCCAAAGAGGAAGCAUCAGAUCAGUGCUGAUGAAUGUCAAUCCUCAAGUUGAAGAUCUGGACGAGAAAAAUCUUUUCUCCAGGGGUUCACGGCGUCUCCCGGAGCUGAGACUGGUUCUGAUGGGAGAGAGGGAGACGGGAAAGAGCUCCGCUGGGAAUGCCAUCCUCGGAGGACCAGGAUACUUCAAAAGCGGAGAAGCAACAGAGGAAUGCUUAAGACAGCAGGCAGAAGUUUCAAACAGGCUGCUCACGGUGAUAGACGUGCCCGGAUGGGAGGGCGGCCCGGAGGGAACGACUCCGGAGAGAGUGAAGCGAGAGAUCGGAUUGAGCGUGACACUCUGCCCUCCCGGACCUCACGCCUUUCUUCUGGCGUUGAGAGUGGACGCUCUCGUCCAAGCUCCGUCAGUCCGGGACCACCUGGAGCUUCUGGAAGAGACGGUUUGGAGACAUACGCUUCUUCUCUUCACGAGAGGAGACCAACUACGGCAGGGAGUCACCAUCGAGCAGCAAAUCCAAGGUGGAGGCAAGGACCUCCACUGGCUGAUGGAAAAAUGUUCAAGCAGGUUCCACGUCAUCAGCAGCAACUUGUGUUCGCAAGGUCGCAGUUCCUCCGAACAGAUAACCGGACUUCUCGAGAAGAUCGAAAAAAUGGCAGCAGGGAACCGGUGCGAGGCCUUCUCACCGCUCGUCCAUGAGAUUCAAGAGUUGGGAAGACAAAAGAACGAGAAAUUUCAGCUGAAAGUCAAGGAGUUCAAUGAGAAGCUUCAACGGCAAGAAGAGGAACUGAAGAAGAUGAAGGAGAGGGAGGUCAAGAGCAUUCGGUGGUUUUUCGAAAGACGCAAAAAAGACAAAGCGCAAUUCCCCGGGAAGACCGAGAGGGAGGAGGCGCCAUACAGAGGCGAGGACGACAGAAAGAGCAUGAUGGGCGAGCUUGAGGAGAGGAUGGCGUGGUUGACUGACAACAGGGACAGAGAGAUACAAGAGCUGACCACAGAAAUGGGCCGAGUCACGGCAUCCCUCCAUCGGGAACAACGAGAAAAGGAGCAACUGGAAAAGAGGUCAGAAGAACGAGACAGAGAGAGGGAAGAACUUAAAGAGAAGGCGGAAGAACUUCAACUAAAACUGCUGGAACUGGAGCACAAGUGUGUCGUGAAAGAGCAAGAACGGAAAGAGAGAGACGCCGAAUUUCAACGUGUUCACCAGAAUGAGCUUGAUGAGAUGAGAAACAAACUGGCAGAUGCGGAAAACAAGCAUGAGGCGACGAGAAGAAAAUCUGAAGAAACUCACAAAGAAAUGGAGGAAGGGGCCAGACAGAAACUUCAGGAGAUGGAGAGCAAGCUGAACGAAAAGGACAAGACGAUCCAAAGGAUCCUCAUAGAAAUCCAGGAGGUGACUUUAAAGGCCGAGAGCAAAGAAAGAGAAAAGGAUGAAGAGAUGGUCAAACUGAGACAAGUGUUAGAGAUGAUGACCGAAGAGAUGGAACAGCUUCAGACGUCAUAUCGAGAGCAAGUGAAACUGACGGAAACGGAGAGAGAAACGCAUGCAAACGUCAUAGAGAAAUGCAACACGCUCAUAGAUAAACUUGCAGGGAAAGACGAGGAAAUAGCUGUCAUGCGGCGGGAACAAGAACAAACCAAAAAAGAGAAAGAGGAAGAGCUGUGUCGAAAUGAUGUGACGCAAGAGAAACUGCGGCAAAAGCAAGAGGAAAUAAAUACACUGAAACAAAGACUCGCCGAGCAAGAUGAUGAAAGAAAUGCAUUGAGGCAAAGCAUCAACGAAAAACAGAAAGACAUCGAAAAGCUGAAAGACACCGUGCAGAUUCAUAAUGAAGAAAGUGCAUCCAAACUAAAACAAUUACGUGAAGAACUCAACGUAAAAGAGGACGAAAUACACAAAUUAAAACGAAGAGACGUGGAGAAGAACAAAGAAAUGGACACACUUCAGCAAACUAUGGUUGACGAGCGGAGUGAGAUAGAAAAGUUGACAGACAUCAUUCAGACGAACGGUCAAGAAAUGACCAAAUUAAGACAAACGGACACGGAGAAAGACAGAGAAAUGGACAUAUUGAGACGAAACAUCAAUGAAAAACAAAAUGACAUAGAAAAGCUGAAAGACAUCAUCCAGGAUAAUAACGAAGAAAGUGCAUCCAAACUAAAACGUUUACAUGAAGAACUCAACGUAAAAGAGGACGAAAUACUUACAUUAAAACAAAGAGACGCAGAGAAAGAAAACGAAAUCUACAUUUUCAGACAAAACAUCAACGGAAAACAGAGGGACAUAGAAAAGUUAAAAGACGCCGUCCAGGCAAAUGUGGAAGAAAGCACAGCUCAACUAAAAGAUUUACAGGAUGAACUCAAAGUUAAAGAUGAUGAAAUACACCAGUUAAAACAGAGAGAUCUGGAGAAAGAGAGAAAAAUUGACAUGUUGAGAAAAAACACCGAAGAAAAACAGAAAGCUAUUGACAACUUAACGGAAAACACAAAGACAAACGCAGAAAAACAUGCCGCUCAACUACAACAUUUAGAGAACGAGCUUGAAGUAAAGAUGGAGGACCACAGAAGAAAGAACAAGAUGACAGAAGACGAGCUGGAAAAAAUCACGAGUCAACACAAAGACGAGACUGAGAAGAAAGAGAAGAUCAUCCAUUGGUUAAAGCAACAACACGCGGACAUCGAACGAAACUUGGAGGAGCUGAGACAGCAGAGCAAAGAUGACCGAGAAAACAACAGCAUCUUACAAAACACAAACGCAGAACUGGAGAAGAAAAACCAAGAGCUGACGUUUAAAUGCGAGAGUCUUGAGAAGGUUUUGCGAGCUCUCAGAGAGACGGAGGAUGAGAUGAAAGAGAUGCUCGGCCGCUACGAGACACAGAAGGAAAAAGACGCUCGGUCUCUAGAGCAAAUGCAAGAGCAACAGCAUCAGAUGGAUGAGUUCAAACAAGUGUUAGAAGAGAAACAGAGAGAGAUGAAAGAGCUCACAGUGUCUUAUGAAACUAAACUGAUGGGCCGAAACGGAAAAGACAUGGAAGCGUUGGAGAGAGAACGGCAAAUUCAAAGGAGAGAGGAGGAGGCCAAAAACACAGAAGAGAAUUUGGCAGAAAGCUGGAAGGAACUAGAACAAAACCAACAUGACUUGGCAAAACGAGAAGACGGCAUUAACAGAAGAGAAAAAGAGCUUACAGAUGAAAGGAAGAAUUUGGAGAAAAAACGGGAAAACCAGAGUGAGAAGUACAAACGUACGGCGGCGGAUCUGGAGGGAAUGAAAGAGGAGCUCGAGAAAAGACAAGGUGAGCUUAUAGAUAGAGAGAAAAAGAUCAGAGAGAGAGAGCAAGAGAUAAGCCAAACGAAAGAAGAACUAGACGCAGCUUGGGAGGAAAUGGAGGCCGAGCGAAAGGAGAUGAAGGAUGUGAACGAAAAGCACGAGAAACAUCUGGAAAACCUAAAACGACGGCUGGAGACAAGAGAACAAGAACUGCUGGAAACCGAGACGAAGUUAGUAAAAGAGCGUCGUGAGCUUAAAGAAGAAGAGAAGGCUUUGGGGUCGCUCAGAGUGAGUUUGGAAACGAGAGAAAAUGAAUUUAACAAACGUGAAACUGAUGCACAACAGAUGUGGGAAGUAAAAAUGCAAGAACUUGAAAACAACAAACAUGAGGUAGACAAAUGGCAAGCAGAGCUGGACAAUAAAGAACACGAGCUGCUGCGACGAACAGAUGAACUGCAGAGAAACAAAACGCUUACAGAGCAAAGUCAAGAUCGAGAGAAAGCGUUACUUCAGAGCAUUCACGAGGAAUUGGGAAGUGGGGAGCAAGAGCUAAAAAAAUGCGAAGAAGCGCUUUGUCGAAGAGAGCACAAACUGAAAAGCGAAGAAAUCCAUUUGGAGAAAAGACAGCAAGCUGUGCAAAACAGGGCGGAGCAGAAUGAAAACACCUUGCACGGUCUUCAAAAACAGCAGGAUGAUUUGAAAGACAAAGAGAAGUGUUUGGAUGCCAAAGAAACGCAACUGCGCCACCUCGAAGCCGAGCUCAACAGCCGAGGCCAUGACGUAACCCAAAAAGAGCGAUUCCUGCAGGGCCGAGAAUGUGACCUACAGAACAAAGAACGUGACAUGGAAAGCAAAAGACAAACGCUGGAGCGAAAAGAAAAAGACUUGGAGGACAGUAAACAACAACUGGGGAGCAAAGAGAGAGAUUCGAGUGAAGAUUUGCAAAAGAAACGAGAAGAACUGGAAAAGUGGGAGAAAUAUUUGUACAACGCCGAGCUCAAACUGAUACACGAAGAGCCGUUCUCAGAGUAUAGACGGCGGACAAACGGCGCUGAAUUUGAUGGAAAACAAGAAGAAAGGGAAGUUGAGGGAGACAUUUGUGAAAGAGACGCAACAAACUCAAAAAUCAGGCAUGCAAAUAACAGACGGGUGAAGACUUGGAACAGCAACGGGUCGCUGAAAGACAAGCCACGAGAACAUAGUCGAAUCCGUGCUAAGAAAGAGUCGUCGGAUGAAGACUUCUUUGAACCUGCCAUCGUCUUCCAAAGCAGCCCGAUGUUGGAGCUGAAACUGAUGCUUCUCACGGACACCUGGUCUUCGCGGCACACAGCGAGACACGCGUUCCUGGGGCCGGACGCCGACGGAGGAGACCCUUGGACAGGAGAGAUAGCCGGCAGGAGACUUACUGUCGUGACUCCACAAGGUCUGAAAUGGCGAUCUGGAGCCGACAGCGAGGUCGCGUUUGAAAAGCAUCUCUCUCGAAGUUUGUCCCUCUGUCAUCCAGGACCACACGCCUUCAUCCUGUUGAUACCUGCGUACGUGUGCUUCACCGCUCAGUACAGACGUGCGGUGGAACGGACCGUGGCGGCGCUCGGAGAGGGGGUGUGGCGGCGUGCUAUCGUUCUGCUCACCUGGGGGGAGACGUUGGGAGAAAGCGGCCGGCAGCACGUCAGGAGAAACGGGGACCUGGAGUGGCUGGUCAGAAAGUGUGGAAACAGAUGUCACGUGCUUGACAACAGACACCGGGAGACUCACGUGGUGAAGCUGCUGGAGCAAGUCGAGCUGAUGUUGACAGGGAAAAGUUAACGUUACUACAUUUACAUUUACAUGCAUGGCAGACGCUUUUAUCCGAAGCUACUUGCAUUGCAUUAUCCUAUACAUAAGUACCACAAAAAGGAAGAGUUUAACUGAGCCGUAGCCUACUAUCUGUGAAUAUUUAUGUUUAAUUUAUGAUGGUGGAUUUUGUUGGCCUUGAAUUUGAUUGAAUUAUACGCGAGUGUUCAUCUCAUAUGUCCUUGUGUUUUUCUUAACACGAAUACACAAACCGUUAAAUACUGUAAGAAAGCACCAAGCACAUCUAAAACAUUUACCAUUAUGUUCUUAUGCAAUGCACAGAUAUGUUACGCUCUGAAAAUACAUUCAAAUAAUUAUAAAGAAAAUUAUAAAGAUAAUCCCAUUAGGGAGAUUUUAUUAUAGUAAAAAUGAUGUAGUAAACCACAUUUUGGGAAAAUGGUUACCGUUUACUACAAAAUACCAUAGUUUUAAUACGAAUACCGUAUUUAAACUGUUAUUACUGAAGCCAAAACAUGGUUACAGAACCAUGAUUCUUCUAACCAUAACUUACCCCUUGAACCAGAAGGAAUGGAUUGGUUGAUCAAAUGGAACACAAGCCCUUAACUCAGUUCAAAGCCUACUGACCCUAAAUCUAACAUCGACCUGGUUGAUAGAAAUGUUGUGCAGGACCAACAACUAAAAUUACACAUGAGUAAAAAACAUUUGAUAGAUGUCGUUGCGUUAUGUAGAAUAACUGUGUUUAACAUUUAACCCAGUGGAGUAGCAGAAUUAUAGCUGCAUUCGUUCUCACCACACGAUGGCGCACUUGUAUAAGCUGCCCAAAUAAAUACAACUGUUUGACAAAAGUUCCUCACACCCGACGUUGUGUUGACACAAUUAGUAAUUAUCAUCACGUAAACAAUCAUUAACUAUGACAGAUGCUGUUUCUAUGUUUUUUACCUCCGUUUAAUUUUGGUGGAUAUGUGUCGUUCAGUGCCUUGCCACAGCCUUGGGUACACCGGUGUAGACCUCGGCUGGGUUAAAAGUUCAUAUUUUCAUUUUUAGACAAUGAUGAAUUUAUCCAGGGAUCUGAACAUGUGUGUUGAUACCGGUGAGAUAAGCCGUUAAAUUAGUCGUGACUGAAGUUUAUCCGUCGACUUUGUUAAGUACAAACAGAAGGAAACUGGAGGAAUUUUCCAUUAGUGGCUCGUGAAGCGGCGGAUGUCCUUCAUCCUGACAGGAAAUGAUGCUCUGUAAACCCCAAAACGGUUUUUUUGCAUCCACUGAAAAAAUCACUUUAUGUGUCACACACAGAAAACGCAACAUUUUGUCUGAGGACUAAUUGAGAUGUUCUUCCGCCGGUCAGAUGCAAUGCUGAAAACAUAGUGUUUAGUCCGUUUAUAACAUGGGGUCUUUUAAAAUAAUCCAUUAUUAAUCGCUUCAAGUAACGUAGACCACAUUAUAGAUUUUAGAAAAUAAUAUGCAAUAUUAUAAAGUCCAUUAGCUCUGUAAUGUCCAUUAAUGAUCAUUUUGGGUCAUUAUCUGCCUUUAAUGAUCAUGCAAAGCUAUGCUAACAUCAGUUCACUAGCAUCUCUUCUGCCUGAAAAGUCAAUUUACUGUUUUACUAAACAUAUAUGUGCAAUUCUUUGCAUGCUUGCAGUUGCAUUGUGUUAUGUGUAAUGGAUGAGAAAAACUCUUCACAAUUUUAAUGAGACUAAAUCAGGGUCGGCCCAGCCUCUGUUGGUGCCCUAGGCAAGAUUUAAGAUUGCGCCCCUCCUAUACAAAAUAAAUAAAUGAAUAAAUAAAGAUGAAUUUUUUUGCAAAAUUCAUAUUUAUUUUAAUAUAAAAUGAAUUGUGAUUAACUUAAAUAGGAAGUAAAUAAAUAACAACUACAAAUAUUACUACUAACUGUUUCACCUCACACGAAUAAAGUUAUUUGUGCGAGUAAACAUACACAAGAUAAACAUACAAAGUCAAUGCAAAUAAAUAGAACGUACGUAAAUCGCGUCUUCCGUGCACGUUAAAAAAAUUCAACUCGGGCGAGAAUUUUGCCUUGCGUGAAAAUAACGAACUACUCCCGCGAGUAAUAAAGUGCAAGAAACGCGUUUGGUCUGAACACAACAUGUUGUAGUCUGGGAGUGUGAUUAGCUGCACAGAUCACACUAGGUGACGUAAUUCAUAAGGCGUUAAGAUGGUAAAUUAAUUAAAAUCUUCACUCGUUUUGGCACCCCUAGCAUUUGCCUACUCCGCCUAUGCCCAGUGCCGGCCCUGGACCAAAUUCACUAUAAUUACCACAACCACAUUUGCCCACCUCUCAUCUCUUUCUUUUCUUUAAAGUCCCAGUGAAAUAAAAAAUGACAAUUCUUAUUUUUUCAUGAAAUAUAGCGUAUAUACUAAAUAGCUUAUCCAUGUGGGUCAUUUUCUUUUUAAAAUUCAUGUACCCUCAUAAUCUUCAGUUAAAAUCUAAAAAUUCACUUCCGCGCUGAAAUGACUAUCCAUCUUCCUUUGUGUUCAGCAGAACAAAUAAAUUUAUACAGACAGUCUGAGGGUGAGUAAAUAAAGACAGAAUUUUCAUUUUCAUCAUGUACUGAUGUUCUCAGCGCUCAGAAUGUUGUAAAAAUACAGCGUGGGACGCAAGGGUCUCGAGACGUGCUUUAGACAACAGAAAUUGCUGUGUCAACUUGCUAUUGUAAACAAGCGCAUGUUUACAUUAAAAAACAAUGGGAAAGUACCGCAGUGCAGUGAGAGUAAGACAUAAUAGCUUAACUGAACUAUUUGUCUACCGCAUUUGACAGAUGUGGUCCAGGUCAUAGAUUCCAAUGAUUUGUAUCAGGUGUGUUAAAUGAAGGAGACGUCCAAAGUGUGCAGUUUAUGUGGGUCUCCGGGACCGGCGGUUUGUGUGAAGUGUUUGGUUAUUCAGUGUGACAAAUGUGAAACCCACUGGUCUCAGGUGAAGUGCUCAAAAAACAUCAUUACCAAUAUCACAUGACUUCUAACUGAUUUUGACAUGGCCAACUGUGUCUGCGUCUUGAGGUUUGAAAAAAGUGUUGAAGGUCUGAGGAGCACAAGUUCAGGUGAGAUGGAGGCAUUCAGAGUUCAUAGUCAAACUGGCAAGGUUACGUUGUGUCAUUGUUUGAUUAUAACCUCUUUUGUCAUUGUACUCAACUCACGCUACAAGCACACCUGUUUUCCCCGGCCAAAUGGUCAGAAUACGUUGUUAAAUUGAUGCGAUAAAAAUGGAAAAAUAAAUCGUCUCUGUUGCUGCAGUGUGAGCGCAACAGUUGUGAUUCCCAACGUUAUAAAUGAAAUUUCCAACAAAGCUUGUCAGUGUUUGUUGGCACAGAAGGCAAACAAUUAAAGGGGUGAUAUGACACGGCUAAAAGGAAUAUUAUGGUUUGUUUUAGAUGUAAUGCAAUGUGUCUACAGGAUUUAAGGUUGAUCAACGCUGUAUUUUCCACACACCGUGCAUGUUUGUAUCUCCUCUUUGCUCCGCCUCUCUGAAACGCGCAGAUUUUUGUACAAAGCUCAUGGCUCUGAAAAGCGAGGUGUGCUGUGAUUGGCCAGUUCACCAGUGCGUAGUGAUUGGUGGAAUACUGCAAGCGUGUAACGCCUCUGACCAGGAACAUCAGGUUCCUCUUCAAUUGUGCUGACAGGUACGCCCACCUUACUUGAGUCUACAUUUGGGCGGUCUUAGUCCAAUCAGACCACCAGCUGAUGUAGAUUUGUGGGGUGUGGCUACACGAGGUGUUUCAGGCAGGUCUGGGUGAGCAUUCGCUUUUACAUAGAAUGACUCUUUUGUUCCCACACUUUCAUUUCUGCAGUUUUACACGUCUAAUACAUGCAUGAGCAACUUAUAACACACCAAAGACACAGAAAAACACGGCAUGAGUCUGCUGCUGCAAUUGUACAUACGUGAUUAUUUCAAGUUUUAUUUCAGAAAGGCAACUGUUGGUGUGCCAUGUGGUUGGUGUGCCGACAAAUAGUGUCAGUGCACUUGCGGCCCAACCUGAGUUUCAUUCCUGUCUCCAGUGUCCACACUCCCCUGUCUCUCUCCAAUGCUUUCCUGUCUUUUCUCCACCGUCCUUUCAAAAUUAAAGGCAAAAACGCCCCUAAAAUAUAUCUUUAAAAAAACUAAACCACAUUGAUUACGUCUGAGAGAAAUAAAUGUUCAUUUUAUAAUGUUUUUUAACAGAAAUGAGACAACCUCGAUGAUGUAUGCGAUAGACCUCUGGUCUGUGCUUAAAAUUUAAAGGGACAGUUCACCUAAAAUGAAUGAAGGUAAUGAAAUGAUGUUAUCAAAUGUUGUGACCAUCACAAUACUUCUAAUGCGAGGUUUUUUGUUUUUUUUACUUUCCGCCAUCCCAUACCCUCCUCCGAAAAAUUCAUCCAUGUAGUGGCAAUUAAAUUUGUACGCAACAGGCAGAUUUACUAAGCAUAGCUUAUAGUUCCUGUAGCUCAUCAGCCAUGGAAAAUCGAAACAAUUAUGGCACGUACAUGCUUUAUACUGCACACAAACACCUGUGUUGUUUUUAUUCGUCAUUACCCCAGUUUAAAACAAACUCAUUUUGUGUAUUUUUACAAACUCAAUUUCCCCCAUGAAAAUUUGAUGUUGGUGUUGGGAGUGCACGGUAGAAAAUCUCUUUCUGACGAUGAAAGAUGUACAUCGUGUACAUUUAAUCUCUCACCUCAAAGGCAGCUGAAGUGGUGUUUAUUACUUGGUGGAACAAACAGACACCCCUGAAAUAAUACCAUGACCCUUCAACUGGUCGAGCAUGGCAGGUCGAUGUUAUAUUAUUUGAAGUCAACCAUGCUGGUUUACCACAGUAACCUACAGUGUGGUAUAUAAUACUUCAACUUUGGUUAUACAAAAGGAAAUCCAUCAACAUGAACAUUAUUACUACCCUUUUUUUACGACAGUUAAAGUGUGGUUGUUUUGGUAGAUGUAAACACCGGACUCUCAUUGAGGCUCUGAAAGGUCUUUUCAGAUUGCUUUUGUUGUGAUAUAUCAGUGGCGGAGGUUCCGUGUGUGUCCGCCUGGACAGAGAAGCUCGGUCAGGGCACAAAAUGGCUCCUGGCAGUGCCAACUGUACGUGAGAUUUUAUGAGCUAUUUCACGACGCGAUGGUGUGGCACCGUGAGAGGGUAUGUUAUAGAAGGAAGGUAUGUGCCAGCUCGGUGGUUUCAGCAUGGAGACUACAAACCAAGAUGGCUGCUUGGUCCAGGACUACAAAUACCAGAUGCCUCGGCGGGGGACGAACAGCUGUUGUGAGGAGGAACUCCAGAGUGAGAAGAGUGUCCGUGUUUUCUGUUGUAAAGUUUUGGGGCGUUUAAGUUGUAGAUUAAAAAGAAAAGAGAACCCUUUACUUUUACUCUGCCUGGACUCCAUUUAAGAAGGCCACGCGUGCUUUGGUGAUUCCCUACCUCUCACAAUGCCACAGAUGGGAUCAAAUUAUUUCAUUGUUUUUUCACCCUCGUGUCAUUUGAAACCUGUACGAGUUUCUUUCUUCUUCAGAACACUUCAGAAGAUGUUUUGAAGAACGUUGAUAACCAAACAACACUGAACCCCAUUGACUUCCAUUGUAUAAACACAAAACCACAGAGACAUUUCUCGAAAUUUCUUCUGUUGUGUUCCACUGAAGAAAGACUCGCAUACAGAUUUACAACCACAGGAGGGUAAAUAAAUGAUUAUUGUUUUAUUUUUAGUUUUUGGGUGAACUGUCCCUUUACGACUGAACAAACAACCAAAUAAAUAAAUGAAUGAUGAAUAACGCUACUGAAGUCCUUUAUGAAGUUUGCUACAAAAUGAGUAUUUGCUCAAAUGUACAUUUAGAAAAAAGUUCAACGUUUUUAAGAACGACAGUAUCUACACCCGUCCUCGGUUUUGUAAGUUAAAGCAGUUAUUUGAUUGUUUGUGUUUUUUAUAAAGUAUAUCAAUAUCAACUACAGUAGAUAUAGAUUAGGUAUUAUAUUUGACAACAUAGACGGUAUAAACAGAACACAGGACACAUCCAGACACUGCGGUAUACAUCUAUUUAUUUACAGUAUAGGCAGUUUGUAAUAACAUCUGAAUGAUUUUCAUGACAUGUUUUCUAAUUCAUUUGUUCAUGUAUGAAUUAUUCACAGUGCCGGGAAGCAGAAGAAGGAGAUGAUGUGAUUUUAGACGAGACCCGAGACGCUUUUUCACGCCCAGUCGCUUUCACACGGUAUCACAGGACAGACAGCGAGCCGGCAGAAUGAAGGAAUGUUAAAUAAAAUGUUUGGCUUAGAUAUUCUCUGUAAGAAACGGAGCGGAGAGCCGCAGCGCAUCAUCUCCUGAUGUGCGGUGCAUUCACAGUUCACUGGCGUCCGGACGCUGAUGCGAUGAGACGGGGAAACCUUUACAGCAUCAAACGGGGGUAUAGUAUCGGAGAAGGCUGACCGAGCCGUGAACCGCAGCUCCAACACGGAGCAAAUUAGCAUCGACAAAAAUAGCACCGCGUUUUUAGAUCGCUUAUGUGAGAAGCAGCAAAUGCAGCCGGCGGUGUCAGGUCCUGUCACAUCAGGGAUGCCUAGCAAUGCCCCCCCGCGUACACGACUGGUGACGGGUCAGGACUGCAGGACUGCUCGACCCAGACGGAACAAGUGCGUGAUAUAAGAACAAAGCUAUAAAGCUACAUUGGGAGAAGACACAGAUACAUCCCUAGACAGCAAAGAUUUUUGAUUAAACUGGUUAUUUAAGCAUCUAAAGGACACAUUUAAGUUCAUUCAGACAGAAUGUUGAAUGUUUAGGCUGUAAGAUUUAAGACAUCGACAUCUGUACAUUGAGAUCUGAAAGCUGGUCAUGUCGCCAUAGCGACAGAGAGAGAGAGACAGCAUUAAGGAAAGGCCGAGCAGUUUAAGGCGGUUGGGAGGAGAUCUUAAAAGCUUCUGCUGGAGGUGAGAUGUCAGGUCAGAGCACCUCUCAACCUCCUGAACAAAUCUCCUCAAACGACACCUGAAACACAAAGUGCAUGAACAUUUGGUACAGAUGAAAACAAUGAGCCAUCACAUUGGGAAUAUAGUUAGUUUGUUUGUUUGUUUAAUGCAUUUGCUUUUCAGGGUGAAGUGACUUUAACAGUCUCUGAGUUGUGACAUUGCAGCCCGUGGGCUUUAUUAAGCAUUGAAAACGCUGUCCGGAGCCAAAACCUGUCAUAUUAAAAUAUAGAUUUUCUCUC